AUGCUGCGCGACGUCGCGGCGACGCAAAACGGCGCAGCAGCAGUCGCCUUUGCUGCUGCUGCUCCUCCUGCUGCUGCUGCAGCAACGCGUUUCGCGGCGUCUCGUGGGAGUGUGGAAGAUCGGCGCGUAAACACAAACGUAAACGUAAACGUAGACGGGAAUCGCCUUGUGAGCGCACGCGUCGACUCUCUCCCCUCCGUAGGCGUAGCAUCUCUCCCGUCCGUCGAUUCUGACGAGGAUUUUCUCGAAGCUCUUUGCAGAGCGGCAGCAGUGCAGCGACGCGGGUCGCCUCUGGGCCCUUCCUUGAGUCGUCUGGCGGCGGCCGACGCAGGGGUGGCUUGCCGCCCAGAUGCGGGAGUAGAUUGCCGCCCAGAUAUUGGGUUAGAUUGCCGCCCAGGUUCGAGGGUAGAUUGCAGCCCGUCAGUGGAUUCCGACGAAGAUUUUUUGGAGGCGCUUUUUAAUGCCGGCUCCGCCACCGCCGCCGCCGCCUCUGCCACUGCCGCUGCCGCUGCCGCUGCCGCUGGAGGCGCGACGACGCAGCAGCAGCGCGUCGGUCCUUCGCGCUUGGCCGUGAUAUUGUCGCAGCAGACGCAGCAGCAGCAGCAGCAGCAGCAGCAGCAGCAGCAGCAGCAGCAGCAGCAGCAGCAGCAGCAGCAGUCACCGCAGCAGGCGCAGCAGCAGCAGAAGCAGUCACAGGGUUCGCAGGCGGGUCAAAAAGCGCAGGAUACGCAAAGAACGCAGGAGGCGCAGCGGGUAAAGCAGUCUCUAGACGUGUUGGCGCGACUCAAGGCGGACUCGCGCCCCUCAGUCGACUCAGACGACGAUUUCGUGGAGGUGUUUGGGCAUACCGUGUGGGAGCGGCAGGAGGGGGCGGGCGCGUUGACUAGGGUCAACGACGAGGCGGACAGGUACGGGCACAGGACGGAGGCGAGUGCGUUGACUAGGGUCAACGAUGAGUUGGAUAUUGACGGGCACAGGACGGAGGCGGAUAGGAUAAAAAUGGAGGCGGAUAGGCACAGGGCGGAAGCAGCAAGGGCAGCAGCGCAGCUGCAGCGGCUGCUGGAGGGGUCGCAGCAGCGGCGGCGGUUCUCCUCUCUGCACCACCGGUCGCUUUCCUCUCUAGUCAACGGGGUCAACGCGGUCAACGCGGUAAGCGGGGUCAGCGCGGUCAGCAAGAUCGAGGCGGUCAGUGGGGUGAAUGGGGUCAACGGAAUCAAUGGAGUGUGCGAGGCAGACGGAGAUGGGGCAGCAGAGCUGCAGUCACAGCAGCAGCAGCAGCAGCAGCAGAGGCAGAGGCACCAUGCGAUGCACCAUAGGUCGCGUUCGUACACGUCAAACGCGGUCAACUCGGUCAAUGGGGUCAACGGGGUGUGUGAGGAAGAGGGAGAUGGGGCAGCAGAGUUGCAGCAGCAGCAGCAGCAGCAGCAGCAGCAACGGAGGUCCUUUGCGUUGCACCAUAGAUCUCGUUCGUACACGUCAAACGCGGUCAACGCUGUCAACGGGGUCAACGGGGUGUAUGAGAUGCAACAUCAUCAGGUGAGAGGAGAGCUACAGCCGCAGCAGCAGCAGGAGCAGCAGCAGCAGCAACAGCAGGCGAAGACACAGCAGCAGCAGCAGAUGCAGCAGCAGCUGCAGCAACAGCAGGCGAAGACACAGCAGCAGCAGCAGAUGCAGCAGCAGAAGAAGACAGAGCAGCAGCAGCAGCAGCAGCAGCAGAAGCAUCAGCGGCUUUCCAUAUUGCACCACCGCUCACGUUCAGCUGUGAAUGCAGUCAACGGAGUCAACGCAGUCAACCUAGUCAACGCUGUGAGUGUAGCAUUCGAGGGGUUUCCACAUGGGGAAAGGGAGCCAGAGCUGGACCAGCAGCAGCAGCAGCAUCAGCAGCAGCAGCAGCAGCAGCAGCAGCUGUACCAGAGGCAGUCCGCGUUGCACCAGCGCUCCCGUUCAGCUGUGAACGCGUCUGCCUUAGGCUUGGCUUCUGCAGGUUCGGCAUCCACAGGCUCGGCAGCCACAGGUUCGGCGUCUUCAGGUUCGGCAAGCGUGCAUCCGUCCUCUGCAGUCACUAGAGGGCGCCCUUCAGCAGGUUCCUCCUCCUCACCCUCCCUCCUUCCAUCACUCUCUCCCUCACACUCACCCUCACUCUCCCCAACCAUCUCCCCCUCUCAAUCCAUCGUCUCACCCUCCCAAUCCAUCGUCUCGCUGUCCCAGUCACAGCCAAACGGCAUCUCCCCAUCACACUCUGUCGUCUCCCCCUCCCAAUCCGUCAUCUCCCUGUCCCAGUCACAGCUACAUGGCGUCUCUCCCUCACACUCCGUUGCUUCCCCCUCACAAUCCGUCGCCUCCCGCUCACACUCACUCUCCCCCUCGCAUUCCAUAGCAUCCCCUUCACAAUCACACUCACUCUCCCCCUCCCAAUCCGCCGCGUCAUCCCCACGCGAACCUGCAUAUUCCUUCUCCGCUUUCCCCCCUUCCCCAAGGGGACGUGCUUUUCCCCCCGGUCUCCCCCCUUCCCCACGGGGACUCGCGGUCCCCCCCGCGUUUCCCCCUUCCCCACGCGGAACUGCCCGCAUUCCCCAUGCCUUCAGCAGCACCAUAUCCUCCCCCCACGCCAAUUCCUUCCGCGCUUCCCCUUCCUCCCCCCGAGCCAAUUCCUUCCGCGCUGCCCCUUCCUCCCCCCGCGGAGCUGCAUUUCCGCCCACCGCUGCCUUCCCCCCUUCCCCCCGCGGAAUCUCUGCCCACCAGACUCCAUCCGCGUUAUCUAUCACACAUCGCGCUUUGUUUGAUGCUAGCCAUGCCUCUGCUGCUGCUGCUGCUGCUGCUGCUGCUGCUGCUGCUGCUGCUGCUGCUGCUCCUCCUCCUCCUCCUCCUGCUGCUGCUCCUCCUGCUGCUUCCGCUUCUGCUCCUCCUGCUCCCCCUCCUCCUCAUCCUGCUGCUGUUGCUGCCGCUGCUGCUGACAGGCCAGCUCCAUACGCGUUAAUAACACACCCGCCUGCGUUAGUAGGCCCGUCAGCCGUGUCAUCGGCCAGGAUACGCUUUCCUAGGGAGCUUACUUUCACCGGUGUUACCACGCUCACAGUCCACAACACAUCGGCCAAGCAUCUCCCAGGAGUCCCAGAUCCUCGUUAUAAGCUCAAACGGGCAGUUUCAGAUAAGAUCGCGUCGCGGGUCUCCCUCCCAAUCCCCCCCGUUGUCAUGGCCCCUCUCUCUCGCCCCGUCUCACACUCGCUCUUUAUCAGACCUACCCUCCAAGUCCUUACCUUCACUCACUGGCGUUUCUCUUACUUCUCCCUCCCAGUCCCUACCUCAAUCAACCCCGCCCUCCAAUACCCUUCCUCCUCCCACCAACCAAUCUCCCCCUAG
This is a messenger RNA of Closterium sp. Naga37s-1, 3360 nucleotides long. Lineage: Eukaryota; Viridiplantae; Streptophyta; Zygnematophyceae; Desmidiales; Closteriaceae. The record is from the annotation of a GenBank genome assembly.